This is a messenger RNA of Bursaphelenchus okinawaensis, 2509 nucleotides long. Lineage: Eukaryota; Metazoa; Nematoda; Chromadorea; Rhabditida; Aphelenchoididae. The record is from the annotation of a GenBank genome assembly.
AUGAAUGGAGUCACUGGCCCUUAUGUCUCUACUAUUCUGGUCGAUAAACUUGGAGCUUCGUCGGAUUCUUGCCUUAGAACGAAGCCUAUGCCCGACUUUGGAGGUGGCCACCCUGACCCUAACUUGACUUAUGCCAAAGACUUGGUUACCCGUAUGGAACGAGGUGAACACGACCUUGGUGUAGCAUUUGACGGAGAUGGAGAUCGUAACAUGAUUCUGGGAAAGAACGGAUUCUUUGUUACUCCAAGUGAUUCUCUUGCAGUUAUUGGUGCUAACUUACAGUCGAUUCCGUACUUCCAGAAGAAUGGAGUUAAUGGUAAGGAUGAAAACUUGAUUACAAGGAUUAUGUAGUAUUACACAAAUCGUAGUUUUACAUAAAUAUCAAUGAAUUUGUCAGUAUAAGAAAAUCUAAGUUAAAUAAUCUUAGGUUUUGCACGGUCUAUGCCUACUGCUUGCGCUAUUGACAUUGUAGCCAAAGCAAAGAACCUACCUUGCUACGAGGUUCCUACCGGCUGGAAGUACUUUGGUAACCUGAUGGACGCCAAAAAACUAUCACUCUGCGGAGAAGAAUCGUUCGGAACAGGGUCCGACCACAUUAGAGAAAAGGACGGAAUCUGGGCGUUCUUGGCGUGGCUUCAGAUUCUUGCCAGAAGCCGCUCCACUGUCCCAGAAUUGAUCAAAGGACAUUGGAAGACUUAUGGCCGAAAUGUGUUCACUAGAUACGACUACGAGAACGUUGAUGCUUCUGGAGCCAACUUGAUGAUGACUUACCUGACGCCAAUGUUGGGAGGAUUCGCCGGAAUGGAAUACAAAGCCAACAACCAGGUGUUCAAGGUUGUGAAAGCCGACAACUUCUCCUACACCGAUCCUGUAGAUGGUUCGGUAGCCAAGGAUCAAGGAAUCAGAAUCUUCUUCGAAGGCGGGGCUCGUGUGAUUUACAGGCUGAGUGGUACUGGAUCUGCUGGUGCCACUAUUAGAGUGUACGUCGAAAAGUACCUUGCCAACAACGAUCCUCAGCUGGAGGCAUCUUCUGAAGUAAGUUUUUCAAGAUUCUUUAAAAAAUUUUUUUUUUGGCACGUAAAAGUAUUAUUGUUUUAAUUGAUGUUAAUAUUAGGUGCCGGCAAAAGUUUUUCCACAAUUUUUCUAAAAUUUACCAAAAAAUUAUAGACAGUUCUAGAAGUUUCUGUUGAUAACCUAUAUAAAGAGUUGUCUAAGGACUAAAAACUAUUGCAUGUUCAAGCAUUCUGUUGUUUACGAUGGUUCAGGAAAUCAAGGUGAAACAUGACCAUGUUUGAGCAAUGUUGCUUCUCAAAUUCCGCAAUCCCGGCAACGCAACAAGAGCGACGAAGGAAAUAUGCAGUGCUGUAGGGCCUUCAGUUGUCUCUUACGACAUCACAAAAGUUUGGUUCCACAAGUUCAAAAACGGUGACAUUGACAUGUCCGAAAAGUUCGAUAUGGUAGACCAUCAGCGUUGAAGAAACCCCACCUUCUGAAGCUGAUUGAAGAAGACCCCAGACAAACCUGUACUCAUUUGACUGUAGAGCUUCAGUGUGAUCCUUCUACCAUAUUAACUAGACUUCACGACCUUGGAAGAUCAUGGAAAUAUGGUCAAGAGGUUCCACAUGAUUUGAACAUCGACCAGCUGAAACGCUAAGUGGAAGUUGCAUUUAUUUGUUGAUGUUCCCAAGGACCUUUGCAUGACUUGGCAAUUUGGUUACUGGGGACGAGAAGUGAGUACUGUAUGUUAAUCACACCAGGAAGAAACAAUGGCUUGAACGUGGAGAACAAGGUACACCAACCCCAAAACCUGAUCUUCACCCACUGGAUAGUAUGAUCAGCGUUAGCUGGAACUCAACAGGUAUUGUGUACUAGGAAAUGGUACCACAUGGAACUACGAUCCCUGUGGAUGUCUACUGUAGACAAAUUAAAUCUGUUGCGGCGGCAUUGCAUGGUGAACAGUAUCGAACCUUCUUCAUUCAUGAUGCUGCUCGCGCCUAUGUGACAAACUUGACCCAGCACAAGCUGAAAAGCUUCGGCUGGGCUGUGAUACUAUAUGCACUGUACUCAAUUGGUGUUGUGCCUACAGAUUAUAAUAUGUUCCACUCUCUUCAAAACCACCUGAACGCAACACACUUUAACAAUCGAGAGUACCUCAAGAGAUGGUGGGCUAACUUUUUCAAUUCUCAAACUCCAGGUUUCUAUAGAAGUUGAAUCCAAAUGCUGCCGAAGGAAUGGAAACAGGUCGUUGAUAAUAAUGGUACAUAUAUUUGUUCAUUAGUUGAUGUUCUUUUUUUUAAAUAUUAAAUUUUGGUAAAACCAAAAAUCGUGGAAAAACUUUUGCCGGCACCUAAUAUUAUCAUAAUAUUAUUGUAACUGUUCAUAUUUAGCAAAGUUUAUAUUUUAAUAAUUGAACGUUCAGGAGUUGUUGAAGCCAGCAGUCCUUGUAGCCCUUCAAAUCUGUAAAAUGGAGCAGUUUACUGGCCGCACUGCCCCAACUGUCAUUACUUAA